AUCCUCCACUUCUUUCAGCUCUUCAAUCCAUUUUUGAUAUAACUCUUUCGUUUUUCGGCUUCAAACCCGCCAACACUCGUAUCGUGAACAAGUCCUGGAACAUCAGGCAAGAGAGAGUUUUGGUGUUAGCUGUUGCGGUUAACUAAUGGCGGAGUACGCAAAGGAGCGUACUCUAGAGGAGACGUCGACAUGGGCAGUUGCUGUGGUGUGCUUCGUACUGCUUGUCAUCUCCCUCUUCGUCGAACAUUCCAUUCACUUACUCGAGAAGUUUCUGAAGAAAAAGCGCAAAGUAGCUCUGGUUGAAUCUCUAGAGAAGGUCAAGUCAGAGCUCAUGCUGCUGGGAUUCAUAUCUCUGCUCCUCACUGUACUUCAGACUCCGAUAUCAAACAUCUGUGUUCCUCGGAAAAUUGCCGCCUCUUGGCAACCCUGCAGUACUCCUCUUAAGAGCAUAACCACCACUGAGAAUUACGAAAGGAGACUCCUCCAGUUCUUGGACUUAACUGAUAUUCCUCGGCGGAGUUUGGCCACAAAAGGAUAUGAUAAAUGCAGCGGAAAGGGGCAAUACGCUUUCGUGACAGCAUAUGGUAUUCACCAGCUCCACAUAUUCAUCUUCGUGCUAGCACUAAUGCACGUGCUAUAUUGCAUCGCAACCCUCAUUCUUGGGAACAUCAAGAUGAGGAGAUGGAAGACUUGGGAAAAUGAGACAAGGACACUCGAAUACACAUACCAUAACGAUCCGCAGAGGUUCAGAUUUGCAAGGGAUACAUCAUUUGGACGGAGGCAUCUCAACUAUUGGAGCCGAUCAACCAUUACCCUUUGGAUCGUGAGCUUCUUCAGACAAUUCUUUGCAUCGGUGACCAAGGUCGACUACUUCACACUAAGACAUGGAUUCAUUAUGGCACAUUUGCCUCCUGGAAAUGAGACGAAAUUCGACUUUCAGAAAUACAUCCACCGGUCCCUCGAAGAAGAUUUCAAAGUCAUUGUUGGGAUAAGUCCCGUGAUUUGGUUCUCGGCCGUUCUGUUCCUCCUAACCAAUACUCACGGAUGGCACUCCUACUUCUGGAUACCCGUCAGCUCCCUCGUGAUAGUGCUACUUAUUGGGACGAAGCUACAAGUGAUCAUAACCAAGUUAGGUCUUAGAAUCCAAGAGAGGGGGCAAGUUGUCAAGGGCACUCCGGUGGUCCAGCCCGGGGAUGACCUCUUCUGGUUCGGUCGGCCCCGCCUCCUCCUCUUCUUGAUCCACUUUGUCCUCUUUCAGAAUGCUUUUCAGCUGGCCUUCUUUGCUUGGAGCACGUAUUCUUUCGGGUUCAAGAAUUGCUUCCACCAGGCCCUUGAUGAUAUCAUCAUCAGAGUCUCCAUGGGCGUCUUCAUACAAGUUCUAUGCAGUUAUGUGACUCUGCCUCUCUACGCUCUGGUGACACAAAUGGGCUCGACCAUGAAGACCACCAUAUUCAACGAGCAAGUGGCGUCGGCGCUGAAGCAGUGGCACCACACUGCCAAGAAGCACGCCAAGGCCAGCAGGCACCUCCAUGGUGAUGGAACAUCCUCCCAUGUCUCGAGCCGUCCAGCGACCCCUCUCCACGGCAUGAACUCCCCAAUCCACCUUCUCAACAACCGCAACAGGGACUCCCAAGUCCAACCCAAUGACAGCCCUCAGGUAUCUCCAUACAGGGCCUCUGACAUUGGAAAGGGUGACCAAUAUGAUGACCUGGACUCGCAGUUCCUCCACCCUCCUGAGGGUGGUGAGAUCAAGGAACAGGAGGAGAUUGCACCGACGGCUACCCACCAAGAUUCAGGGCGGUCAUCGGUUAUGCCAUUGCCAGAGGGGAGUGAUGAGGAGGUGACCGAUAUCAGUUUCUCAGAAUUCUCAGUCAGGAAAUGAAAGAUCUUCCCGGUUUCGGUUUUGGCUUUGCUCUGUACAUUUUCUUGUACAUGAACACUAGUGAUGGAGGAAGUAGAAGUAAGUGGCGGCCAGUGAGCUAGAAAUUGGGCUCCUAGCUAAGAUAUACAUACAUUUCAUUUUAUUGUUUCAUAAGUUUAGCCCAAGUCGGCUAAAUCUUAAAAGAUCCAUUCGUUUUCUUGCCUGUUAAGAAAACUUCAUGUACUCGAUGAGGGGUGUAAAAACCAAUUAUAUCUUCGAUUUCAGUAGUAAGACACGAACUGAAAUGACUCACAUGUAAUAUAUAUU
This is a messenger RNA of Punica granatum (pomegranate), 2188 nucleotides long. Lineage: Eukaryota; Viridiplantae; Streptophyta; Magnoliopsida; Myrtales; Lythraceae. The record is from RefSeq and is a predicted model, not a curated record.